AUGUCAUCGAAAUUGUUUUUGUUCGGACUCCUAUGCGUAGUUUUGGCCGCAGCUCAAGAACCAAAAGAAAGGGCGGAAAUCCUGACUGAGAAAGCGUUUGUACGAGCGAAUGGAUAUGAUUUUGAGUUUAAGACGAGCGACGGCGUGUCUCGCAAGGAGCAAGCAAACCUCAUCACCGUUGGUGAUCAUCAAGGUAUCGGUGUGAGCGGAUCGUACUCCUACACAGCUCCUGAUGGCCAGCAGUACGAAGUCAACUUCACCGCUGAUGACAAGGGAUUCAGACCCGAAAUACGAGUAGUUCCACAGAACCCUCAAUAAACAUUUUAAAUAAAAUAAUUCUUUUGUAUUACGUAAAUAUUAUAUCAGGUGCUUGCCUCAGCUUCGCCUACGUUGAAUCGACAAAAGACGUAUAAAAUAA
This is a messenger RNA of Zerene cesonia (dogface butterfly), 418 nucleotides long. It is a transcript of the gene CPR25, whose product is annotated as endocuticle structural glycoprotein SgAbd-5-like. The transcript has 3 exons. Gene Ontology annotation, cellular component: chitin-based extracellular matrix. Gene Ontology annotation, molecular function: structural constituent of chitin-based larval cuticle. The record is from RefSeq and is a predicted model, not a curated record. Bases 1 to 318 code for a protein of 105 amino acids. NCBI's taxonomy places the organism in Eukaryota, Metazoa, Arthropoda, Insecta, Lepidoptera, Pieridae.